AAACAUGAGCAGCUCUGACAGGUGAAAAACACACGCAAAUAGUUUAGAAAGGAUAGUUAGCGGAAGGGAAAACAACAGCCCAACAACAAUGGCCAAGUCUUCCUCUGUUAAUCUGCUGACCUUUAGCCUCUUCAUCACAGCCCUGACGAUCAUCGCCUCCUCCACCAUCGUCGACGCGGGCGUGGAGGAAAACUUGAGCUGGGUACCGUCGACGAGCAGACAACAGUGCCAAGGUUCCAUUGCCGAGUGCAUGGGAAGUUCUGCAGACGAUGAAUUCUCCAUGGAUACAGAGAUGAACAGGCGCAUCUUGGCCACCACCCAGUACAUUAGCUAUGGAGCUCUGCAGAGGAACACCGUGCCUUGCUCUCGAAGGGGUGCCUCUUACUACAACUGCCAGUCCGGUGGUGAGGCUAACCCCUACAACCGUGGUUGCAGUGCCAUCACUCGUUGCCGGAGUUAAUUUGCUUCUUUUUCUUCUCCAUCUUUUGUUCUUUUACUUGCGUGGAUCUGCUUUUUCUUUAUUCAUGUGUAGGCUGUUUUGUCUUCAUAUUUUCUUUUCAUUUCGAUGGGAUGUUGACUAUAUUUACUUUUAUGUUUAUUCUGUGUUUUCCUUUUCAUUCA
Carya illinoinensis is the source of this 621-nucleotide messenger RNA. RefSeq names its product protein RALF-like 33. The coding region runs from base 89 to 460 and encodes 123 amino acids. The record is from RefSeq and is a predicted model, not a curated record. NCBI's taxonomy places the organism in Eukaryota, Viridiplantae, Streptophyta, Magnoliopsida, Fagales, Juglandaceae. The transcript has a single exon.